UUUUACUCCUAAUUGGACGGGAUUGUUAUAAGGACAAGUGAGGGCGGGAACAUCGGGGAAAAAGAAUGACAGCUAAGUCUCCUUACUUCUCAUUGGCCUUACAAACCUCUAGUGGGCGUGGUUGUCUACACGAGCUCGCGUCCUAUUAGCUUUCUGAGCGGCGCGAGCUCUGUGAUUGGCUGGCUCCCGGUUGCCCGUGUUAGGCUCCGCGCCUGCGCAUUACGAGUGUGUUUGCGCGGCUGUGUGUGUCCGGUUAGUUCCAUGUCUGCCGCGCACAGAGCCGGGGAUGGCGGUGGGUACUACCCGGGCGGGGAGGUGCUCGGCCGGCAGAGGCAGGAGGAAGGCUGGGGAGCCGGGUAUUACCCUCCGGAGACUGGGAGAAGCUGGCCGGGAGGCGGGGAGAUGGGAGGAGCCGGCGGAGCUCAGAACUCUCCGUAUUCGGGGUACGAUCAGAGUGGCUGGUCUUGUGCGGGUCACCCCCGACCUCCUUAUCCACCCAAUUACACGGUUGGAGGACAGGGCAUGGAGCACUAUGCCAAUGGCUCCUAUGGACCAGCCUACGGUCAGUCUACAAUGAACUCCCCUUACCCCGGCGUUCACCCAGCCAAUCCCUAUUAUCAGCCGGCUCCGCCUCCUCCUCCGCCUCCCUCGCAGCCUCAAUACGCUGUGGAUCCUUACAAGCAGCAAGGCGGUGCACCGCAAGCCCCCCAACACUGGGGUUACCCUCAGCAGCAUCCUCAAUACCCACAAUACCCCGCUCCUCCGGGGGUGCCUCAGCAGAGCCCGCAGAAUGAAAACUGGAACAUGUAUGGAGCCCACAACCCAUACCAGUGGCACACAGCACCACCCCCUCCUCCGCCCAACCCGAGCAGCGGCCAUUAUAUGGCGGGUGGCAGGCCAUCGUGGACGGGAGGAGAGGUACAGCCAGCAGUGUAUGAUGUGAAGGAUCCAUCUCAGCCACCCAAUUACAAUCAUCAAAGAUCUUUUCCUGGCUACCCCUCCAAUAUCUCUCAGCCGGGGCCAACACCAGAACCCAAGUGUAACCCUCCUACUCCAACAGCCCCACCCAACCCUCAUUACAGCGCUUCUCCUCAAAUGUACAACCGGAAAGAUCCUUCAAACCAAGAAACCACUCCUAGAGCCAAAGAAGCCAACGCUUCUCCAGCUGAUCCCGGCAUUGCGAAGGUCAACCAAAUCUUGGAAAAGGUGGCGGAACUGGAGGAGGAGGUGGAUGAGUUUGUAGGUAGAAAGACUGACAUGAGUUAUCGAAGUUUAGAAGAGCUUUUGACAAAGCAGUUAUUAGAACUAGAUUCCAUAGAAACUGGCGGUCAGGACAGUGUUCGCCAGGCGCGGAAAGAAGCUGUAAGGAAACUACAGUCCAUUCUGGAGAGGCUAGAGCGGAAGGGAUUGUGAUUUCAUGGAAGCGGAAGUCAAGGA
Messenger RNA from Nanorana parkeri, 1437 nucleotides. It is a transcript of the gene BAG4, whose product is annotated as BCL2 associated athanogene 4. The record is from RefSeq and is a predicted model, not a curated record. The transcript is spliced from 5 exons. The coding region runs from base 262 to 1413 and encodes 383 amino acids. Lineage: Eukaryota; Metazoa; Chordata; Amphibia; Anura; Dicroglossidae. Gene Ontology annotation, biological process: protein stabilization. Gene Ontology annotation, molecular function: protein-folding chaperone binding; adenyl-nucleotide exchange factor activity. Gene Ontology annotation, cellular component: nucleus; cytosol; cytoplasm.